Messenger RNA from Osmerus eperlanus (European smelt), 2937 nucleotides. RefSeq names its product nucleolar protein 9 (gene nol9). Gene Ontology annotation, biological process: cleavage in ITS2 between 5.8S rRNA and LSU-rRNA of tricistronic rRNA transcript (SSU-rRNA, 5.8S rRNA, LSU-rRNA). The coding region runs from base 338 to 2512 and encodes 724 amino acids. Lineage: Eukaryota; Metazoa; Chordata; Actinopteri; Osmeriformes; Osmeridae. Gene Ontology annotation, molecular function: polynucleotide 5'-hydroxyl-kinase activity. The transcript is spliced from 13 exons. Gene Ontology annotation, cellular component: nucleus. The record is from RefSeq and is a predicted model, not a curated record.
GGUUAUAUCAAUUCGAGAAAACUGGCCAGCCAUACAGUAAACCAUGUGACGAAAACGGUUGGCCAAAUAAAUCUAGCUAGCUAUCGCAUUUAGACAUGCCGUCUGGUGGUGGCUCAGUCAAUCGUACACAUGGUGAAAGCAGCAGUUAGCAAACAAGCCACAAAAGUAUUCAAUGUGUAUAUUAUAUUGGGCAUCAAUCCAAAAAAACAAUACUUUACAGCGAUACUGUACAAGUAACGGAAUUCCAACUUUUGUUUUCUAAUCGGGGGGGUUCCCCCCGUUCUCUCUUCACCAACGUUAGUUAGCUCACAGUAGCUACCUGAACAUCUGUGGUAUCAUGAAGGUAAACAAAUCAGCAUCCGGACCCCAGCAGAGGUCCAGAAACCCUGCAAAGCAGCAGUGUAACAACAAGUGGUUCAAACGCAGCAGAGUCAUCACCCCAGACUCUCCCAGCACCAGCCCAGGUGCUGCCAUGGCCAAACUAGAACAACAGAUAUCUGCUAAAGCAUCAAUAGCUGCCAACAAGAAGACCGGCCUUAAGCGUUUGAAGAAGAAAGCAAAGGCUGUCUGCUCUAAACAGGUCAAAAACCACGCUGGUGAGAGAACUCAUUUUCAUCCUCUAACAAAGGGAAGGACAGGAUUGAAACCAGAUAGUGACUCAGAGGACUCUCAGGACUGGAGUUCCUUUGCACAGUCUGUUCUUCAGAAUGGCGUUGAGGCUGCUAAUGGUCAAGAGGCUGCAGGAUCCGCCAGAGUUGCAUCUGGCGAGCUGAAUGAGGAGACAUUUCACUAUUGUGCAGAGCGCGACCAUGCCCACAACCGCACAGUGUUGGUCAUGCAGCCAGGCCAGACCUUGUGUUUCCGGGGCAAGUGUCUCCUGACCUGCCUGUAUGGUCGGGUUGAGGUGCUAGGAUUCACUAUUGAGGAGGGUCAGCAGUCGUACCCCUUGUUCUCUCCAUCCUCACAUUGCCCACUCACUAUCACAGCCUUGGGCGACUGCUCCAACCCCAACAAGAACACAAAGGAGGGCCGUCUAGAGGCAAAAGCCACAGUCCGCAAGUACCUGUCAUUAGAGCCCCGGAAGAGGCUGUUAAGCGAGGUGGACUCUGGCUCCUGUGUGAUCCUGCUCGAGCCCCUGGACACCCCUCUCACCCGCUUCCUGCAGAGUCUGCCUGAGCUCAGCGAGCUGUUUGAACUCAGUGCGAAGGACCUCCAGGAUAUGUCGGCCAUGCUGGAUACGCCUCUUAAUGGCACAGGCGUGGUUCCACUUCGCAGCACUACAGAGAGUCUGGUGAUGUCGCGGAGCUACAGGGAUUCUCUCAAAACACUGAUCACUGCCUGUUCAGAGGAGCUAGACGGCUGUCCAGUUAUUCUUGUUUGCGGUCCUCAGAACACUGGGAAGUCCACCUUCAACCGCCACCUUAUCAACACUUUACUGAACCACACUGCAAGUGUGGAAUACCUGGAGUGUGACCUGGGCCAGACAGAGCUGACCCCACCAGGCUGCCUCUCUCUGUCCACCAUCAGAGAGCCACUUCUGGGUCCUCCCUUUACACAUCAGUGCAUCCCAGAUCAUAUGAUCUUCUAUGGACAGUCCAACUGUCAGACUGACCUGGACCGCUAUCUGGAGUCCAUCAAGUCGCUGUGGCGCUUGUACACCAGAGACUCACCCAUAAUCAUCAACACUAUGGGCUGGGUCAAGGGUUUUGGGCUCCAGCUGCUGGUGGAUAUGAUCCGUUUUUUCUCCGUGUCUCACGUGGUGCAGCUGGGCUAUGGGUCGAACACUCAGUGCCCUGCCCUGACGCCUGACGUCCUGCGCUCACUGCAUGGCUGGCAAACACACCCCCCUGCCCAGUCGGCUCUAGGAGAGGACCCUGGGAGCAGCUGUGCCCUUCGCAGCUACACCCACCUUCCCGUCCUGUCGACAUACGAAGGAGCUGGAAAAGCUGGCAAAUCGAGAUACCAGCGCAGUAACGAGCUCAGAGAACUGUGCCUGCUGGGAUACCUGAGCAAGCUGCAGUCCCCAGGCCCUGGCCCUGUCCUACCCAUACACUGCCUCACCCCCUUCCAGGUGCCACACUCUGCCGUGGCUCUCGGUGUGACCCAUUGUGAGGUGGCGCCCAAACACAUCCUCUACGCUGCCAACGCCAGUCUGGUGGGCCUGUGCUGCCUGGGGGAGAGGGUAGCAGGCAAGGGGGGUCCAGUCCUCCUCUCCCAAACCCCCGUCUGCCCCUGUGUUGGCCUUGGUGUCCUUCGGGGGGUCGACAUGGCGCGGGGUCUGUACUUCAUCAUCACCCCUGUGGCCCCCUCUGUCCUGCGGCAGGUCAACUGCCUGCUGUUGGGAGGGGUCUCCCUCCCCCACGCGCUCUUCAAAGAUCAACCUGGCAUCGAGGGAGAGGCCCCCUAUCUGACAACAGACUACAGCUUUGAGCUCGCCGGAGCUGGGAAACUUCAUGUGUACAAGGGACUCACAAGGCCUGGCCACACACAGUUUCCCAGCAAUGCAAAGUGAUUUUUUCUGAGAAGAGUUGACCUCUGAUUUUUUUUUUACCUGUCUUGUUUACUGACUUCCAACACCACAGCAACAGUUGCUGUUGAAUGUACAGAACAAAGGGCGCAAUUCAGGAUCAGAUGUCGGAAUUACUGACUUCAGACAAGCAGCCCAGACCAGACUUUCGUCAAGCUGGCUCUAAUAGGCCAGAUCACUCAUGUAACUGCAUUGGGAUCAUGAAGAUGUUCCUUGUUUUCAAUGCCCUGAAAACAUAUUUUUUAUGGCGAUAUUCAAUACAUACAGUUACAAGUUAUUUUAUAUCUUAUGGACAAUUCCAACAUAUACAGUCAUAUCUCUGUGUUUGAUGUCAAUUGGAGAGACAUUCCAAAGCAAACAACGAUUGUAUACACUGUCAGAAAUUAAAGAUUCGUUGUUGACAAGGUGAA